Molecule: messenger RNA, 963 nt
Organism: Malassezia globosa CBS 7966
Lineage: Eukaryota; Fungi; Basidiomycota; Malasseziomycetes; Malasseziales; Malasseziaceae
Exons: 1
Coding region: 1-963 (320 amino acids)
Cellular component (GO): intracellular membrane-bounded organelle; cytosol; membrane
Molecular function (GO): oxysterol binding
Source: RefSeq, a predicted model, not a curated record
AUGGCUGUGCAAAAAGGCGCGACGCCUGAAGAGCGAAUGGUGGCUGUAUUGCGAUGGUUCAUCGGUACGCUCAAGGGUCAGUAUACGUCGCGAAACACGAGUAUGGGAUCUGAAAAAAAACCACUGAAUCCUGUUUUGGGUGAAGUUUUCUACGGAAACUGGCCAGACACGGAUAAUCAGGGUGAGACGACGCUCGUGUCGGAGCAAGUGUCUCACCACCCACCGAUUACGGCGUACUAUCUGGAGAAUGCCAAGGCUGGUGUUUCGGUCGAAGGCCACAGUGGACAAAAGACCUCGUUCAAUGGACGCUCGAUCUCUGUCGUUCAGGUUGGUCAUGCGAAAAUGUUCCUGGAUCGACCGGAAGGCCGUGAGACGUAUGUGAUCACGCUGCCAACGUUGUCGAUUGAUGGCCUCUGGUUCGGCUCGCCAUACAUUGAGCUGACGGACUCAUCUUAUAUCUAUUCUUCGACGGGCAUGCAUGCAAAGAUCCACUACUCAGGUCGUGGUUACUUCUCAGGCAAGGCGCAUUCGUUCCAGGCGACGGUGUCGGCGCCGUCGUCGUCGAAGCCGAUCUUGCAAGCACAAGGCAUUUGGUCCGGCAAGAGUACAGUCACGGAGGGUACUGUGCUUCCGGUCGGCUCUGUGUUUUGGGACGCAGAUGCUCAGAAGCGUGACGAAGUGCAUGUCAAGCCCCUCGACCAAAUGGGUGAGUAUGAGAGUCGUCGUCUAUGGCAACAUGUAUCUCACGGCAUUCGGACGGGUAACUACGACCUCGCUUCCAAAGACAAAUCACGUAUCGAAAAUGAGCAGCGUGCUUUGCGGAAAAAGCGCGAGAUGGAUGGAACGCAGCAUCAGCUGAAGCACUUUGUGUUGAUCGAAGAUGACCCUGUGUAUUCCAGCCUGGUCGUCCCAACGAAGCACGUGCCUUCUCAUCAGAAGAGUUACCGUUUUGAGCACGCGUAG